GCUCUGGCCAUCCGUCAGCGCUGUCUGGGCCCCGACCACCCCGAGGUGGCGCGAGCCCUCAACAACGUGGGCACUGCGCUGUCCAGCCAGGGGAGACACGCGGCGGCUGAGCAGGUCUUUCGGGAGUCCCUCGCCAUGAAGCGCAAGGUGCUGGGCCCCAGCCACCACGCCAUUGGCGCCACCCUCAACAACAUUGCCCGCAGCCUGCGCUACCAGGGCAAGCUGCCCGAGGCGGAGGCAGCCUGCCGCCAGGCCAUCGUCGUACUAGAGGCGUCGCUGGGCGCCACGCACCCCUCCGUCAUCACCGCCGUCACGAACCUCGUUGCGCUGCUCAAGCGCCAGGGCAAAGACGCGGAGAGC
Molecule: messenger RNA, 360 nt
Organism: Volvox carteri f. nagariensis
Lineage: Eukaryota; Viridiplantae; Chlorophyta; Chlorophyceae; Chlamydomonadales; Volvocaceae
Product: kinesin with TPR domain
Exons: 2
Biological process (GO): microtubule-based movement
Cellular component (GO): cytoplasm; membrane-bounded organelle; kinesin complex
Molecular function (GO): kinesin binding
Source: RefSeq, a predicted model, not a curated record